CUCCAAGGGUCUCUGAGGAGGAAGAUCGAGGGCCAUACUCCUGGCUACUCCAAGCAACAGAAUGGCCUGUCCUGUGGGCCGUCGGGGCUGGACUUCAAACGUGUCCGUCUGGAGGGGGGCAGCGGCGGUUUGGGUGGGCACGGACCCUGUUCCUUCAGCUCCGGGCAAUCACAGUCCAUGGGAGGCAGUGCUUCGUCCAUAGGCCACACCCUAAACAGGAAAAACAACAACAGCAGCUACAUGAUGCCCCAUGGGGUCGUGAACUCUGACCUCAUCAACAUGACCCUGAAGGAGAUGAAGAAGGAACCUAUAGACCAUGUUACUUCCUGCGGCCAGAGGUCUACAGAGAUGAUGGUGUUCGACUUUAAAGAUGAGGUCGGCAGCAGUCAGAUCGACCCGGAGCUUCAGGAUCUGUUCGACGAGCUGACGAAGACCGUCCCGUCUCUGAACGACCUGGAGUUUGAGAAGAUGCUGAAGCAGGAUGAUACGUUCGGCCUGGUGGAGCUGGAGCGCGGCGCGUCUACCCUCUGCUCCCACCUGGAGAAGCCCAUCAAGAUGGAGUACUCCUCUCCAGACUACGGCCAGACACACGGCCAUGGUGGCUCCUCACAGCUCCGCCCGGCGUCCGCUGGUCCCUCUUUCACAAUGUCCAGCUCCUCCCCCAUCACCAACCAGAAGAGCCAAGGCCAGGGUCCCUCGGGGCUGGCCGGACCCCCCAGCAGAGGACUCCCUGGCUGGCCUGAGGUGUCCCACGCGGCGCAGCUAAAGCAGAUGGCAGCCAACCAGAACCAGCAGCAGCCCAAACCCCCAGGCCCUGCUCCACCACCAACACCCAGCUGGACCAGGGAGUAGCUGGGACACACAGCCCUCCUCCAGCUCCUUCCCCCAGGACAAGCUCUCCAACCCGGCCUCGAUGGGCCAGAGGAUCACCCCCCAGACCUCCAUGGACAGUCAGGGUAAAAGCGUGAACAACUGUCUGUUCAAGCCCAACGGACACAACGGCUCCAGCCACCUGGAUAUGAAGGUGCUCAGCAACAAGCCCAUGCUCCACUUCAGCCCCAAAGCAUCCCAGCAACCCCCCACUAUGGCAGGUCCACUGAGUAAGACUACAGCCCAUCAACAACAACAACAACAACAACAGCCGUCCACCUCAGCCCAGAACCUGAACCAGAACCACCCAGUUCAUAACUACCAGAACCCCCAGCAGCAGCUGCCCAUGUCUGGGUCUCCUCACUUGCAGCCUAAGGCCCUGGCCCAGAGAACCCCUCUCAGCCAGCCUGGAUCUGGACUCCACUUUAAACUGAGUCAACAACGACAG
Coregonus sp. 'balchen' is the source of this 1318-nucleotide messenger RNA. The record is from the annotation of a GenBank genome assembly. Lineage: Eukaryota; Metazoa; Chordata; Actinopteri; Salmoniformes; Salmonidae.